AUGUAUCACAGAUUCACUCCACACACAAUUGAAUCAGCUCACAAGAAUCUCCCUCUCCUCCAUUACUCGGCUGAACUUUCUUCCUUGCGGCGAGUCUCUGAACUGAACCACCCCUUCGAUGCCCCGCCCCGGACCCAUCGAUUCAUGAAUCGUCAAAUGGAGGCAGUGGCCGAAAACCCCGCUAGGUCGAGGGGGUUAAAGUACCCCCCAUCCAUAAACCCUAACAAACCGCAACCACCCCCGAUUCCCAAACCCAACCAAUUCCCCUCCCACAUCGACGCGCCCAACGUCUCCUCCACCGCGCGUGCACUCUGCGACAUCCUCACCCGCACCUCCCCUCAUGACAUCGAAACCGCCCUCUCCUCCUCGGGAAUCGUUCCGGAGGAGGACCUCGUCAACGAGGUCCUCAAACUCUCCUACAAUUACCCUUCCUCCGCCGUCAAGUUCUUCCGGUGGGCCGGGCGUGGCAAAAAGCACCCGGCCCACACCUGGAACUUGAUGGUCGACCUGCUGGGUAAAAACCAGCUUUUCGAGCCCAUGUGGGACGCCGUCAGGUCCAUGAAACAGGAAGAUAAGCUUUCUCUCUCCACCUUCGCCUCCGUCUUCCAGAGCUACUGCGCCGCCGGUAGAUUUAAUGAGGCCUUCAUGAGCUUCGACGUCAUGGAUAGGUACGGCGUCAAGCAGGACGUGGUCGCCCUUAACUCGCUCCUCAGCGCCAUUUGCACCGAGGACAACCAAACAUCCGCGGGCCUCGAGUUCCUCGAGAGGAUAAAGGGGAAGGUGUCGCCUGACGGCGACACCUUCGCCAUUCUUCUCGAAGGGUGGCAGAAGGAAGGCAAUGCUGCCAAAGCUAAGAUCACGUUUGGGGAUAUGGUGGCUCAAGUUGGCUGGGACAAGGACAAUGUUGCUGCCUACGACGCGUUUUUUAUGACCCUCUUUCACGCUGACCUCAUGGAUGAUGUUGUCAGGUUCCUUCAGGUUAUGAAGGACCAUGACUGCUUCCCAGGUUUGAAAUUCUUUACCAACGCGCUUGACGCUCUUGUCAAGCGAAACGACGCCCAUCACGCUGCCCCUAUGUGGGAUGUGAUGGUCAGUGGCGAGUUAGUGCCUAAUUUGAUCAUGUACAAUGCCAUGAUUGGGUUGCUCUGCAACAAUGCUGUUGUUGAUCACGCGUUUCGCUUGCUCGAUGAGAUGGCAUUCCAUGGUGCUUUUCCGGACUCCCUCACCUACAACAUGAUCUUUGAGUGCUUGGUGAAGAACAAGAAGGCACGCGAGACGGAGAGGUUCUUCGCCGAGAUGAUCAAGAAUGAGUGGCCACCCACGGGCUCUAACUGCGCUGCUGCCAUCGCAAUGUUGUUUGAUUGUGAUGACCCAGAAGCAGCACAUGAAAUUUGGAAUUAUGUUGUUGAGAAUCGUGUCAAGCCGCUUGACGAGAGUGCGAAUGCGAUGUUAGUUGGUCUUUGUAACAUGAGUAGAUUCUCAGAGGUGAAGAGGCUAGCAGAGGAUGUGCUUGAUCGAAGGAUCAAGGUGUAUGAAUCGACAAUGACGUUACUGAAGGAUGCCUUCUAUAGAGAAGGUAGAAGUUCAAGAGACAGAUAUGAUAGUCUUUAUAGGAAGUGGAAAGCUCAUGUCCAGUUGUAA
Messenger RNA from Sphenostylis stenocarpa, 1641 nucleotides. Lineage: Eukaryota; Viridiplantae; Streptophyta; Magnoliopsida; Fabales; Fabaceae. The record is from the annotation of a GenBank genome assembly.